UGUGAUCGCAGCCCCGCUACGGUGGCCGGCGCGGUCGGGCCGUUCGCUGCGCUUGGGCCCCGCCAUGGGCGGGCGGAUCGAGUGCGUGUUCUUCAGCGAGUUCCACCCCACGCUGGGGCCCAAGAUCACCUACCAGGUGCCGGAGGAUUUCAUCUCCCGCGAGCUGUUCGACACCAUCCAGGUGUACGUGAUCACCAAGCCCGAGCUGCAGAACAAGCUGAUCACCGUGACGGCCAUGGAGAAGAAGCUGAUCGGCUGCCCCGUGUGCAUCGAGCACAAGAAGUACAGCAGGAACGCUCUGCUCUUCAACCUGGGCUUCGUGUGCGACGCCAGAGCCAAGGCCUGUGCCCUGGAGCCCAUUGUGAAGAAGCUGGCUGGCUACCUCACCACCCUCGAGCUGGAAAGCGGCUUCAUCUCCAACGAGGAGAGCAAACAGAAGCUGGUCCCCAUCAUGACCAUCCUGCUGGAGGAGCUGAAUGCCAAAGGGAAGUGCACCCUGCCCAUAGAUGAGUCCAACACCAUCCACCUGAAGGUGAUCGAGCAGCGCCCGGACCCCCCCAUCGUGCAGGAGUACGAUGUCCCCGUCUUCACCCAAGACAAGGAUGACUUCUUCAACUCCCAGUGGGAUCUCACCACGCAGCAGAUCCUGCCCUACAUAGAUGGCUUUCGGCACGUCCAGAAGAUUUCUGCAGAAGCUGACGUGGAGCUGAACCUGGUGCGGAUUGCUGUGCAGAACCUGCUGUACUAUGGGGUCGUCACGCUCGUCUCCAUACUCCAGUACUCCAAUGUCUACUGCACCACUCCGAAGGUCCAGGACCUGGUGGAUGACAAGUGUCUCCAGGAAGAGUGUCUGUCCUACGUCACCAAACAAGGGCACAAGCGAGCCAGCCUCAGGGAUGUCUUCCAGCUGUACUGCGGGCUCAGCCCUGGCACCACCGUGAGAGACCUCAUCUCCCGCUACACCGUGCAGCUCCAGAGGGUGGACGAGAGGAGGCUUAUCCAGUUUGGUUUGAUGAAGGGCCUUAUCCGAAGGCUCCAGAAAUACCCCGUGAAGGUCGCGCGGGACGAGCGGAGCCACCCGGCCCGGCUGUACACGGGCUGCCACAGCUACGAUGAGAUCUGCUGCAAGACUGGCAUGAGUUACAAGGAGCUGGACGAGCGCCUGGAGAACGACCCCAACAUCAUCGUGUGCUGGAAGUGACGGCGGGGGCGGCCCGCACCGGAGCCCCGUGUCCCCCACGCCGCGCGUGUCCCCCGUGUGUGUCCCCCGUUCCUCCGCGCCGCCAGGGGGCGGCACAGGCCGCUCCGCGCCGCCGUUGCCAUAGCGACCGGUGGGACGCCAUGGCCGCCGUGGCCGCCCCGCUGCCGCCCGCCGAGGCCGAGGCGCUGGUGCGGGCGCUGCAGGGCACCGAGCUGCGGGACACCGGCGGGCAGGGGUGCGGGGACAGGCUCCUGUGAAAGAGGGGCUUUGAAUUUGGGGGAGGGGUCCUCGCUGGGGCUCUUCGGGGAUCCCGGUUUUACUCCCCCCGCCCCCCCACAGAGGGUCACGGUGGGGGUAAAUGGGGUUGCCAGAAGGUUUAGGGUAGAGAGGAGGGGUCGUGGUUUUGAGGUGAGCCCAGAGGGUGACGGUGGGGUGACGGAGAGAGAAGUGGCUGCAGUUCUGGAGCCUUCCUGGAAGGACUGGGGAGGAUUGGAGAGUUCAAGAGGAGGAGGGUGAGGAAGGGUCACGGAUCUGGAGUGUCCCCAGAGGGUCCGUGUGGGGUUGGGGGACAGGAUAGGUCAUGAUUCUGGAGCCUUCCUGAAAGGACUGGCAGAUUAGGUGGGUCCAGGGGGAGGGGGGCCAAAGAAGAGUCCCAGAUCUGGGGUGUUCCCAGAGGCUCUGUGUGGGAAGGGGUGAUGGAGAAGGGUCCCUCUGUCCUGUGGUGUCCCUAAUGAGGGUGUUGCUGGGGACCAGGUAGGAGAGCAGGGCUGCCCCCAGUGGAGCUGCUGCCCCAGGGACUGUAGGCUCAGAGCACAGCAGGGGAUUUUGGAGGUUCCAAGAGCAGGUUUCCCUGCACAAGGGACCCUCAGGAGCACAGCAGUGCCCCCGAGCCUGUGGCCGGGGGUCUGUGGCACAGAUGUCCUUGCUGGCUGUCCCCCAGAUGGCUUCGGCAGCACGAGUAUGUGGAGAAGCUGAAUAUGCACGGCAUCCUGAGCGCCUCUGCUGGCCAGGAGCAGCUCCUCACCGAGCUGCUGGUCACCUACGGCAAGGUGAGCCUCCCCUGGGGGGCAGGAGGGAUCCCCAGCUGGGCUUGUCAUGUGGGCAGUGUGCAAUUUCGGAAUAAAAUGGAGAAGAAUUCUGUUGUGUCUCUGGAAAAGACAUUUGACUGGUGGCUUUUGCCAGUUUUGGGGUGUUUUUUUUUUUUAAAUAAUUAAAGGUCAAGCUGUGGUAU
Messenger RNA from Myiozetetes cayanensis, 2432 nucleotides. RefSeq names its product NPR2 like, GATOR1 complex subunit (gene NPRL2). Bases 65 to 1201 code for a protein of 378 amino acids. The record is from RefSeq and is a predicted model, not a curated record. Gene Ontology annotation, cellular component: vacuolar membrane; GATOR1 complex. NCBI's taxonomy places the organism in Eukaryota, Metazoa, Chordata, Aves, Passeriformes, Tyrannidae. Gene Ontology annotation, biological process: cellular response to amino acid starvation; negative regulation of TORC1 signaling; positive regulation of autophagy. Gene Ontology annotation, molecular function: GTPase activator activity. The transcript has 11 exons.